AUGAUCGUCCAUAUUCAAAACCCGAGAGAAGGUGAGAAGACGGAGAAGAUUGCACGCGAGAUGGUCGGUCAUCGUGCGUUUGUCGGAUGGCCAUUCGUCCACGAAGCAAUGGUUGUUGCUGUGUCUGAUCAUUUGUUCAAGUAUGAGCAAGUUUCCUUUGGCGAUGGGCGUUCAACGCGAGUGCUCAGUAAUCCACAUACACCGCAAGCGAUCAACUUUUGGAAGGCAAAAGCGGAAAAGAUCGAACACUUUUAUUCGAAGCGGCUGGGAGUAAUUACGGGUCCUGUUGAGGUGUUACUUCAUGUUCGACCUCUGAAAGGGUUAAAACGUCUUGAUACUGGAGCGUUCGUUAAGAAAUAUGAAGGGCAGGACAACGAGUUUGAGCAGGCUCUACAGAUGGUUCUGCCUCAAGUUAUAUCGGAAGAUCCGCGCUUCAUGGAGAAAGAGGCACCUCCACUCUCCGAGGAGUUCCCAACAGGUUCCAAGGUAUUCUUCCUCGGCGACCAUGCAUACGGGGUCGCGGCGCAGGUAUCUGAGACGACGGUCAAGUCACUUUCAGUCAUGCUAGCAUUCUUCCCUAGUGAAAAAGCUGAAGUCGACAAGUUUAAGGCCGUAGUCGCGAACAGACUCGGUGCCCGAUAUUAUCCGUCAUAUAGGGUGGCAGAGCAAGUCGGCAUCUCCGGUCAUGCGCUCUCUAAGAUUACCUCGAGUUUCCUGGUCUUGACGUCAGACGGGCAAAAGACUAAUCUUGGAUUGAGUCUGAAGUUUGAAGCGAAGAGUUUGAAGGUUCUUGGCUAUUCUCGUAAGAAUGGGCGCUUCUGGGAGUUCAGUGAAAAGGCUAUCGAGCUUAUUCGAGAGUAUAAGGACGCAUUCCCUGAACUGUUCCAAAAGUUGAUUAAUAGCGGUGACCAUAUUGCGCGAGCCUCGGAUAUCUUUACCGGCGAUAAGCCCGACGCGCAGGUCCGCGAGGCAAAAACCUGGUUGAGCAAGAAGGGCGUCCGAGACCUCGAAGCUGUUUCCCUGUUCUGCGAUCAGCUCGACAAAGAAUGCGUUAUUCAGGUUGUCGAGCUUGCGGAUGAAUGUACUAAGAACAAAAUCCCGGGAACGAUCAAAAAAGCAAUUGUGAAAGGUAUCCCGCGUCAAGCCAUCUUGAAGCCCUCGCAUGCUGUAUAUCGCUUGCAAAACCAGACGUUCUCGUUGGGUGAUCGAGUGGUGAUGGUGAAAGAUUCUGGUAGCGUCCCGCUAGCAGUAAAGGGUAUUGUUGUUGGAUUAAAUGCCAAAUCGUUGGAUGUUGCGUGGGAUGUGCCGUUCAUGUCAGGAACGACGCUCGGUGGCCGUUGUCCAUUGUAUAGAGGGUCAACAGUCGAGUUCAAUACUUGUCUAAACUUAACUAGGCAGCAGUUUAUCGUUUCCACAAAUCCGAAUGCCCACGCCGCCCAACAACAGAAACCUGCAUUCUAUCAGCAGCGUGGGGAGCAGCCUCGAAUUGGACCCUAUCCCGCUGUGCAGCCACCGCGAGGGCAGGCUCCUGCGGCUGGCUUCCAUCCAGCUCCAAACAGGGGUGCCCCGCCAAUGCGUAUCAUGACAAACCCAAAUCGGGGCCGAGGAGGUGCUCCUCGCGGCGGGCCGUGGAAAGUCAAUGGCGAACCGCACGUUAAUGGGAACAACAAUCCCAAUGGUAACGUUAGUCAUGUCCGGUCACAACCAAGCCUGCCGCAGACGCAAGCCGAAGAGAACGAUGAAUCAAUUGACGGUCCUUCUGCCGCAAAUUCGACCCCAGUUCCACAGGGAUCUCGAGGCGGUUUCCGAGGCGGACGCGGUCAUCAUCGCGGAGGUCCACCUUACGUUCCUACACACGCACCUCAACAUUCCUUCGGCGCGCCCACAAGGGGCUUCCUCCAUCCUCGUGGACGUACCUUUGAUCGGGGACGAGGCAUGCAGACUGGUCACCCCCGUGCGGGUCGUGGACGGGCGAGAGGACGAGGUGCUCCGCGGCCACCGUCGGCACAGAGUUCUCAGGAGGUCUCGAGCUGA
This is a messenger RNA of Fomitiporia mediterranea MF3/22, 2034 nucleotides long. RefSeq lists its product as uncharacterized. The coding region runs from base 1 to 2034 and encodes 677 amino acids. The transcript has 7 exons. The record is from RefSeq and is a predicted model, not a curated record. Lineage: Eukaryota; Fungi; Basidiomycota; Agaricomycetes; Hymenochaetales; Hymenochaetaceae.